Molecule: messenger RNA, 751 nt
Organism: Histoplasma capsulatum G186AR
Lineage: Eukaryota; Fungi; Ascomycota; Eurotiomycetes; Onygenales; Ajellomycetaceae
Exons: 1
Coding region: 261-692 (143 amino acids)
Source: RefSeq, a predicted model, not a curated record
GUAUGAUAUAUGAAUGCUAAUUUGAACGAGGCAUGAUUCCUCACAGAAAAAGAGCUAAUGACUAUGUAACUAUUACUUGCGGGUUUAGGUUAGCCUGCUAGCUGACACAGCCUUUCCCAUGUAUUUUCAAAAGGCACGCUCGUUAUAUCAAAGGUACCUUCCCACAUACAAGAAACAAAUAUAUUGGCCUCACACGUCUUUACACGAAAUUGGAGAUCAAAGUACACUUCAGAAUCCAUCCCUCCAUAACACCAUCCGUCAUGAGCCUACAAGGCGAAAGGGAUUUAGGCACUCUCCUCGCCUCUCUCGACCCAAUCCUCGACCCGGAGACCUUCAUCUUCCUCACAACCAAAGAACCCAUGCACAACCUUCCCCUCCAGUCCCUGCAGCCCCAAAUGUUAUUCCAAGAAUCCGAGAGCCUCACUAUCAUCGUAUCAUCCAGAAACCUUGAUGGCGCUCUUGACUUUGCCAGGCAGGCCACAUUUAAGUGCCGGAUGAUAUCAUUGAGAGUCCACUCGAGUCUCGAAGCUGUAGGGCUUAUCGCUGCGAUUGCCGCAAAACUCAAGGAGCGGGGGAUCAGCUCGAAUGUCGUUAGCGGAUUCUUUCAUGAUCAUCUUUUCGUGCCGCUGGGUCGAGAGGAUGACACGAUGCAAGCGCUUCGUGAUUUGGCAAGGGAGGCUGGUUCGUCCUGAGCUAGUUUUUUUCUUUUUUCUUUUCUUUUCUUUUCUUUUUUUGGCUCUUCGCUUUGUCG